Prorocentrum cordatum is the source of this 1044-nucleotide messenger RNA. The record is from the annotation of a GenBank genome assembly. Lineage: Eukaryota; Dinophyceae; Prorocentrales; Prorocentraceae.
GUGAGACGGUGAUCGGCAAGAAGGACAUGGUGGUGGGCACUAUCGACGUGAAGGACGCGUUCUUCCAGUAUUUCGCGGAUGAGGUGGCGAGCUGGUUCGGGCUCGGACAUGAGGUGGCGGCGAAGGACUGGCGAGUUACGUGGGUCUGGGGCGACGACCUGAGGAGGUUCGACGCGGUGGGCCUGGCGGAGGAGCUGGAGGUGGUGUUCGAGGCGAUGUGCAUAGGCUGGACGUGGGCUCUCUACCUCUGCAGUGGAGGCAUCGAGAGCUGUCUUUCGGGCGCGGGGCUCGCGGUGAUGAAGGGGCGUGCGCCCAUUUUGGUUACUUGGGGUAUGAGGGGCAUGGGCUGUGCUAGCGUGGAGAACGUCACCGUGGCGGGGCGAGUCGCCGAAGAGGAGGGCCUCUCGCUGCGUCCACCUGGAGUUGGGAAGCUCGAGGAGUCGAUGGGCUUGGUCCUCGACGUGGAGAAACUGGAGCUGAGGGGCGGCGAUCUGGAGGUUUGGCUCGGGCGCGCGAUCGUCGCGAUGAGGCUGGGGCGACCGCUGAUGGCCAUCCUGCAGGAGGUCUACCACCGACAGGGGCGCGGGCUGCUGCGCCGCCGAGCCGACGCGGAGCUCAUCCAGGAGGAGCUGUGGCACCGCGAGAGAUGGCGGUUCAUGGAGACGGAGCCCGAGGCGGAGCGCCUGUUCGUCACUGCAGGCUUCGCGCGGGAGCAGACGCGGGGGCACGUGGGCGACUCCGACCCCGCCGACCCCGUCGAGCAGGUGUUCGCUGACGCGGAGGUGCAGGGCCAGGCAGCUGGGCCUCGCGCAGGCGCGGGCACCGCCUACGCCCGACGUGGGCGCCAGGCGGCAUGCGCUGGCAAGGCGCCGCGGCACUCGCGGCUUCGGCGUCGAGCGGGUGUUGAAGUGGAGGUGCUUGCUGCUACCCCGCCAGUCUCCAAAGUCUGGGCGGGCCGCUCGACCUGGCCCCUGGCGACCUGCGGCCGAUGGGCGUGGCCCGAGGAGCACAUCAAUGUGAAGGGGGCGCGCGUCGCUCUGGAUG